Molecule: messenger RNA, 1490 nt
Organism: Humulus lupulus (European hop)
Lineage: Eukaryota; Viridiplantae; Streptophyta; Magnoliopsida; Rosales; Cannabaceae
Product: polycomb group protein FIE1
Exons: 13
Coding region: 194-1306 (370 amino acids)
Biological process (GO): negative regulation of transcription by RNA polymerase II
Cellular component (GO): ESC/E(Z) complex
Molecular function (GO): protein binding; nucleosome binding
Source: RefSeq, a predicted model, not a curated record
CAAAAGAUUGAUUAUUUUCGCCGCGAUUCAAGUUGCUACUCUUCCAAAAUUUAAGGCGACAUGUCGUUAUAAAUUACCUUUCACUCUGGUCGGGAAGCAAGCAAGAGAGGUGGUGGUGGUGGUGGUGGUGGUGGAGUGAGUAUUGAGUCGCUCUUCACUGUUCAGUGCUACUUGGGGUUGCUGUCGUGCGCACAUGGCGAAGUUCACCCUAGGUUGUGAACCAGUGGUGGGAUCACUCACGCCCUCGAAGAAGAGAGAUUACAAGGUCACCAACAGGCUUCAAGAGGGCAAGCGCCCCCUCUACGCCGUCGUUUUUAACUUCAUUGACUCUCGCUACUUCAACGUCUUUGCUACCGUCGGAGGCAAUCGGGUGACCGUUUACCAAUGUCUAGAAGGCGGUGUUAUAGCUGUGUUGCAGUCUUACGUUGAUGAUGAUAAGGAUGAGUCUUUUUAUACUGUGAGCUGGGCAUGCAACAAAGAUGGAAUUCCCCUUGUUGUGGCUGGGGGUAUCAAUGGUAUAAUCCGUAUCAUUGAUGCUGGCACUGAGAAGAUAUAUAAGAGUUUUGUUGGCCAUGGCGACUCAAUAAACGAAAUAAGAACCCAGCCACUAAGACCAUCACUUAUUGUGUCAGCAAGUAAAGAUGAGUCAGUUCGGUUAUGGAAUGUAGAAACUGGAAUAUGUGUUCUGAUAUUCGCAGGAGCUGGGGGUCACCGCAAUGAGGUUUUGAGUGUGGACUUUCAUCCUUCAGACGUAUAUCGCAUUGCAAGUUGUGGCAUGGACAAUACAGUCAAGAUCUGGUCAAUGAAAGAGUUCUGGACAUACGUAGAGAAAUCUUUCACAUGGACAGAUCUUCCGUCCAAAUUUCCCACAAAAUAUGUUCAAUUUCCUGUAUUUAUAGCUUCCGUCCAUUCAAACUAUGUUGACUGCAAUAGGUGGCUUGGUGACUUUGUCCUCUCAAAGAGCGUGGAUAAUGAAAUUGUGUUGUGGGAACCUAAAAUGAAGGACCAGUCACCUGGGGAGGGAUCUGUUGACAUUCUUCAAAAAUACCCAGUUCCUGAGUGCGAUAUUUGGUUCAUCAAGUUCUCCUGUGAUUUUCACUACACUGCUGCUGCCAUAGGGAAUCGAGAAGGAAAGAUAUAUGUUUGGGAACUCCAAUCUAGCCCCCCAGUUCUUACUGCAAGGUUAUCUCAUGCUCAAUCAAAAUCUCCAAUAAGACAGACAGCAGUGUCCUUUGACGGAAGCACCAUUCUCAGCUGCUGUGAGGAUGGAACAAUUUGGCGCUGGGAUGAUGUAGCAAGUUCUUAAGCCUAUCCAUAGUGAUAUGAUCUAAGGUUUAUUCAAGUGCACUUUGCUUUAUGUUAGAAUGGUAUUUUAUGUUUAUCCCUUGAUAUAUAGAAGGGAGAAACUUAAAGGACUUGAAUAUGUAACUCAAAAGUUGGAGAAAAGUUAAUUUUCUAAUCUUUCUAAAUUAAAAACACUUUGAACUUAA